AUGGAAGAUAAAUUAAUUGCUUAUACUCAACAAUUGAUGGCAAAAAAUGAUGCGACACCAUCAGAAUUAAAAAAUGCUGAAGAUGAUUAUGGUGUUAAAAAAAGAAAAAAGGAACAUAAAUUGCAAAGAGAAAAUUCCUCUUCAUUAAUUGAAGAAUUAGAAUUAAAGAGAAUUAGCAAGCAAGUAGAAAUUAUUGCCGAUAUUACAGAAGAAAACGAAUACAGAAAAACUAUACCAAAGCACUUGAGAAGAGAAGCUGAAGAUAAAAAAUUACAUUUUUUAACCAAGAUUUUAGAAAUAAAAGAAAAUUUUUUUCAUCAUAGAGAAGAAGCUACAAAAUAUGAACUUGCAACUCAAUAUGGAAAUAAUGCCCGAGAAUGGCUAAAAAAUUACAAUUCAGAAAAAAACAAACCACGAGAAAAUUCAACCGACUCAGAACCCAUUAGUCCGGAAAAACAAGCCACCCUCAACUAUCUAAACAACUUAAUAGUAGAGGCAGCCAAGAUUAAACACGGAGAUUAUUCUUCUCUCUCGGUUGAAAAAUUUCACUCCCCAAACAGUUUAAAAACAGCUAAAAAUAAAGUCUUACGAGGUGAAAUUGAUUAUUCGGAAGCAGAGUUAAACGCACUGGAUAGCCAAGAGAAAGUUGAAAAAAAACUAGCCCAAGUAGUCGAUGCUGUUUUUUAUUACGUUGGGCAUUUAAAGGGCGGUAGUGGACAACCCGCUGAAGCCCAGGAAAUUUUAGAAAAUUCCGCUCAGUUAUUGAAAGAGGAAGUGACAACCAAAGUAGAAGCAUUAGGGGAAAAUACAGUUUUUACCGAUUUGUUUCCUCAACAACCAGAUUUAGCAAAAACCGAGGAAAGAACUAGUGACAAAAAUUUUGUAGACGACAAAAAAGAGACUCCGGAAUCAGUCAAAAGUAGUGAUGUCACAAAGAACAAUCAAAAAACUUCUCAAACACCAGUCCUAGACGAGAAUGAAGCGACUAACAUUUCUGAAAACCAAGCACCCGAAGCAAGCACUUCAACAAACAUUCCUAGCACCAAAAAAAACGCUGGCAAUAAUUCUUUGCCCCAACGCCUAAUUGACUUAGAUAAAUAUAAAAAUUUAUGA
Molecule: messenger RNA, 1113 nt
Organism: Paraglomus occultum
Lineage: Eukaryota; Fungi; Glomeromycota; Glomeromycetes; Paraglomerales; Paraglomeraceae
Source: the annotation of a GenBank genome assembly